This is a messenger RNA of Aspergillus aculeatus ATCC 16872, 621 nucleotides long. RefSeq lists its product as uncharacterized. The record is from RefSeq and is a predicted model, not a curated record. The coding region runs from base 1 to 621 and encodes 206 amino acids. The transcript has 2 exons. NCBI's taxonomy places the organism in Eukaryota, Fungi, Ascomycota, Eurotiomycetes, Eurotiales, Aspergillaceae.
AUGAAUUUCCGUGAGAAGGUUCGACGAGUGUUCCGUCGGAGCAGCAGCUCCUCCUCUUCAUCCAAAUCCAAGGGCAACGGGAUCAAGAUCGAAUAUUACAAGCGCCAUGAGAUUCCUCGCUCCAAAUUUAAGGGUCCCUUCGAUCGCGAACACCAACGGAGCCUCGCAGCAUGGUCUUUCCAAGGGACGCAAGCCGAGCGACGCCGGUCUUUAGAUUUGUCGCUGUCCCCUUGUACAUCAUUACCGGACUACUUGAGACCUCAAUGUGACGAGGAAGACCUGGCCCCGGAUCAGAUCCCAACGACGGCCCCGGAGGUAGAUGUGACAACUGCUUCGCUUUCCGUGGACCAUGAUGAGUAUGCUCCAGGCCGCCAGGGGGACAGCAGCGGCUCGACCUCGUCGACAGCCGUGGAUCCGGAGAGCUACAGCGAAUCCCUGAUGACUCUCCUUCCGGAACUCGAGCAGGAGGACCCGAUCGCACUACUGAAGGAAACCAUCCGGUACACCUCUCCGGUUGUACGGGCCAUAUCGCCGCCUCCAAUGUCGCCCAAGGGCGCUUGCAUGCCCUUCGCCCCCGAGGAUCUGACACGAGCGUUGAACGCCGUGCAGAUCUGCUACUAG